Molecule: messenger RNA, 1372 nt
Organism: Eurypyga helias (sunbittern)
Lineage: Eukaryota; Metazoa; Chordata; Aves; Eurypygiformes; Eurypygidae
Gene: ZNF687
Product: zinc finger protein 687
Exons: 1
Source: RefSeq, a predicted model, not a curated record
UUCUUCAAGCCUUCCUCGCCGGUGGUACAGAGCCCCAGGCUUCCCGCUUCUCCGAAGCCGCUGGACAACAUCACCCUCAAGGAAGAGCAGGAAGUUCUGGAGAAGUCCCUGGGAAGUCCGCAGAGCAUGUCCAGCGUUGAGGAAGAGGAGGAGGAAGAAGACAACAACAACGAUUCCCCUUCGUCCAAUUCCUCGCGGCCCCUCAAAGUGCGGAUCAAAACCAUCAAAACAUCCUGCGGCAGCAUCACCCGGACGGUGACCCGGGUCUCCUCGGACUCGGAGCCGGGCUCCACCAAGGGGCCGCCGGAGCAGAGCUCCCAGGAGAUCUGCCUCGAGGGUGCCGGCUUCUUGGCGGAGCGAGAGGAAGGGGUCGCUCUGGAGGUGCCCCAGGAAAAAAUGGAGCUCUCCAGCCCCUUGAAAACCGUCGAGGGGCCGAAAAUUGUCAGCGUUCAGCUCGGCAACGGCACCAAACUCAAAGGCACCGUCCUGCCCGUCUCCACCAUCCAGAACGCCAGCAGCGCCAUGCUGAUCGCCGCCAGCGUGGCUCAGCAGAAAUCCGUGGUGCUGCCGGCGAAGACGGGGAAAGCCGUGGCCAAGAACAUCAUCAACCUGGUGCCGCAGACGCUGCCCAAAGCCGACACCAGGACCAACGUCAGCACCGUGACUCAGACCUCCACCGUCACCACCACGGCCAACCAGAAAGUCAACGGCACCACGGUUGUCAUGGUGCAGCCGCAGAAGCCUUCCCCGACCGUCGCCGGCACCGUCAUCUCCCGGAGCCAAUCCAGCCUCGUGGAAGCCUUUAACAAGAUCCUCAACAGCAAAAACCUCCUGCCGACGUACAAACCCAACCUGAACCCUCCGGCCGACGCCAGCCUCGCCCUGCCUCCCUUCGGAUACCGCUGCCUGGAGUGCGGAGACUCCUUCGCCCUGGAGAAGAGCCUGGCUCGCCACUACGACCGCCGGAGCAUGCGCAUCGAGGUGACCUGCAACCACUGCACCAAACGCCUCGUCUUCUUCAACAAGUGCAGCUUGCUGCUGCACGCCCGGGAGCACAAGGACAAGGGGCUGGUGAUGCAGUGCUCCCACCUCGUCAUGAGGCCCAUCGCUUUGGAUCAAAUGAUCGGACAGCCGGACAUCACCCCCCUGGUCUCCGUCACGGCCUUUCCCGCCAGCAAAGUGACCGGCGUGGCUCAAGACGCCUUGACCGCCGCCAACGGGGUUCAGGACCUUCCCAUCCUGCCGCUGAGCACCAGCGCGGAGCAGAGCAACUACAGCUGCUUCCGGUGCCUGGAGUGCAAGGAGCAGUGCAAGGAUAAAGCCGGCCUGGCUGCGCAUUUCCAGCAGGCAGUGACCACCGGGACGACCAGCA